Messenger RNA from Fusarium graminearum PH-1, 991 nucleotides. RefSeq lists its product as uncharacterized. Gene Ontology annotation, biological process: mitochondrial respirasome assembly. Lineage: Eukaryota; Fungi; Ascomycota; Sordariomycetes; Hypocreales; Nectriaceae. Gene Ontology annotation, cellular component: mitochondrion. The record is from RefSeq and is a predicted model, not a curated record. Bases 134 to 796 code for a protein of 220 amino acids. The transcript is spliced from 3 exons.
AAGUUAAUGGGACCGGGACCAUCAUGCCUUCCAGCUCUGUAAAUCCUCAGCCCACUCUCUAAAGCUCCGAUUUUACUUCCCUCAAGCUUCCAGUUGAUCAUCUAUACCUUCAAUAACAGUCCCUGCCAACGCAAUGGCUGACGCUCCUCCUUCACUUCCGGGCCCUAUGCCCUCGUCUUUCGAUGGUGAAGGGGAAUUUCAUAAUGAACGUCCUAUGCAAAAGGUUGUUCGCAAGAUCAAGGAAGAGCCUUUGAUCCCUCUGGGAAUUGGCUUGACUACUGCUGCCUUCAUCAACGCCUACCUAGCCCUUCGCCGCGGCGACUCAAAACAAGCAAACCGCAUGUUCCGAGCCCGUGUCGCAGCCCAGGGAUUCACCGUUUUCGCCAUGCUUGCCGGCAGCAUGUACUACCAGAAGGACCGAGAAAAGACCAAGGAGCUCCGCCAGCUCCAGGAGCAGAAGGACGCCGAAGAGAAGCGACAGAAGUGGAUUCGAGAGCUCGAGGCUCGUGACGAUGAGGAGAAGGCCAUGCGCGCAAAACUUGAGAAGAGAAGACAACAAGUCCAGGCACAGCGGGCCGAGGAAGCUCAAGCAACUGCUGCGCCUACCGAGGCGUCCAGCAGUGGAGGCAUCUUGAGCCGAGUCGGGUUGUGGCCCACAGGAAGCAAGGACGAAAAGAAAGAUGUCGAGAAGGUUGUAGAGGAGGUUGUGGGCGAGGAAAAUACCAAACAGAAGAAGAAGAACCCCAAGAGCUCCCUUGGUGAUCUCGGCGAAAUCAUCUCCAAAAAGAAGGAUUAAAUACUGAACCUGUAUAUUAAAGCAGUUGGACAUAAGGGAGGUUUGUACAAAAGUUCCAUGUGCUGAUCCAUAGCAGAAGCACAUCAUGUAUGAUAUUGAAGUUAGGCAAAUUUGAUGAUUGCAAUAUUGGAAGGAAAGCUGCCUUUUUCUCUGGUCUUUGCAUACAUUUCUCGUGCUGUUCAUUUUAUUCAAAAC